Molecule: messenger RNA, 4161 nt
Organism: Bactrocera neohumeralis
Lineage: Eukaryota; Metazoa; Arthropoda; Insecta; Diptera; Tephritidae
Gene: Rtnl1
Product: reticulon-1-A
Exons: 7
Coding region: 467-2359 (630 amino acids)
Source: RefSeq, a predicted model, not a curated record
AACGAACAUUUUCAGCUUUGUUUAAAUAAACAAUUUCAUUCAUUUAAGAAGUAUAGAGUGCCAAAACUGAGCGCUUUAGAUUUCACCUGCAUAAGAGUUUGUUCUUGAAAUUGCAACAACGCUGGGGCGAGUGAGCUGGAGAAAAAUUUAUACCGUGAGUUAGUAAGAAAAAACUAAAAUUGAUUUGCAGUGAAAAUAUAAAAAACUGAUUAAAGUGGCACGCACAGAAUUGUCUCAGUGUGUCAAAAACAAAACAAAUGAAGUAAAAUUGUGAUAAUUAGAAACAAUUCUGGAACGCAAAAGUCUGACUAAUAAGAAGGUAAAAAGUUUUCCAUUGGGGAAAAUUCGAAUAUCUACGUAGAAAAUCAAAAGAUUGGAGAAAAAAUUGAAUUGAUAGUUUGAAAGUAGUUAACGGCAAGCUGUUAGUGGUUUAAAUUGAAAUCAAUCCAAAUUUUAUUUAAACAAAAUGGAUUUUAAUUUUGCCGAUUUGAAGAAGGAAGCAGCUGCUACGGCAGAGGAUGUGUUUUCUCAUACUGCAGAUGCAGCUAAGCAAGCAACAAAUGCAACAUAUGAUUUGUUAAGUGGAGGCGGUGGACGUGCUUCGACGGGCGCACAAGAUGAUAACUCACACACAGAACACUACUUCGCCAACGAGCAAAAGGACAUUGAUUUUGAACAUGUUGACCCUCAAGCAUUCGUACAGCGUAUGUCUGCCGGUGCAAAGGAAGCGCAGGAGCAGUUAGAUGCCAAGUUCGCACAACACACUAACGAUUUUGAUGAUUUUCUGACCAAUGCAUCCAAGGAUUUACACUCCUUUGGAUCACAACUGCAGCAAGAUACGAAGCAGGGCGUACACGAUUUUAUGAACGCUGAACGUGGGUUAUUUAGUGGUGCCGGUGACAUAAACAAACAAACCGUUGAGGUAUCAGCACCUACAACAGUUCCGGUUAUACCAAACAAACCUGCUGAACAUGCUGUUAAUGAAGCUGAUUUGCUAAAUUUCAGUGUCGGCGAUGCGGCUGAAAAACAUGCUCCAUUGCAACCAUUCGAAGAAGAUUUUGAGACACACUUUGCACCAACUGCACCAGCAGCUCCUGCAUCAACAACUACAACGCUAUAUGAUGAUGAUCUUGUAAUUGGAAAACCUUCGAAUUCUGCAUCGGCUUCCAACAAAGAUUCAGAUACGGAUUCGCCUUCUUUGUCAUGCAAUCCGUCGCCGGCAAAGAAGAAUCCAGUAACUGCUGCAUUAAAAGAACAGGAUAAUGACAAAUUUAUAUCUUCUGAAGAUUUGCUUGGUGAUUUCAAAGACGAGCGUACUUCAACGCCAGACUUUCAAGUUAAACCAGAAAUGACUAAACCGGCAAUUGAAGUUAAAACCACACCCGUCUCAGUGCCUGUCACUGAUUUAGACGCGGAAGAGGAAGCCACAUCACUAUUUUCUCAACCCAAACACUCACAAGUCGAGGAAAUUAAAGAAACUGGCAACACUAGUACAUUUUCAGCAACUUUACCCGUAGCAAGUGCUACAACUGCAGCUGCACCUAAGCCAGCCGCAGUUAGUGAGCCCAUCGCUGCUAAGCCGCUCGCUCCGACAACAAGCAACAAAGAUACAACUGAAGUAGUCAAACCUAAAACAGCGCCGCCAGUUCCUCCAAAGGAGAACAAACCAUCCCAUCAACAGUUGGAUCAACCAAAGAUUGUCUCCGUCGAAGAAAUAUUCUACAAAUAUGGAUUGGAUGCCUGGUUCAAGCCGGAACGCUUACAUCCACGUGUGGAAUCCCUGAUCUACUGGCGAGAUGUUAAGAAAUCUGGCAUUACCUUCGGUGCUGGUCUUGUCACCCUGCUCGCCAUCUCAUGCUUCUCCGUCAUUAGCGUUUUCGCCUACCUGUCAUUGCUAACAUUAGCUGGUACAGUGGCGUUCAGGAUUUACAAAUCUGUUUUGCAGGCCAUACAGAAGACACCAGAGGGACAUCCCUUCAAAGAAUACCUCGACAUCGAUUUGACUCUGUCGCAAGAGAAGGUCCAAAAUAUUGCCGGCGUCGCUGUUGCACAUGUGAAUGGUUUCGUUGCUGAAUUGCGACGACUGUUCCUCGUGGAAGAUUUGGUUGACUCAAUUAAAUUCGGUGUUAUUCUGUGGGUUUUGACUUACAUUGGCGGUUGGUUCAACGGCAUGACUCUGGUCAUCUUAGCCUUCGUUUCUCUCUUCACCUUGCCAAAGGUGUACGAAAACAACAAACAAUCAAUCGACACAUACUUGGAUUUGGUACGAAGCAAAUUGACAGAAAUCACAGACAAAAUUAAGGCCGCCAUUCCAAUUGGCAAGAAACCAAUUGCUGCUGAAUCAGACAAGGACAAGUAAAGCGCAUAAAUUUGCGAAAUAUUAGCAGCAGCAAUUUUAAUAUUGUCAAUGCAAUUACUAAAACUUAAGAAGCAACAACUUAAGAACUUUAAAUAGAUGGCGGCGCAUACACACACACUCACACAAUAUAUACAUACAGCAAAACAACAAUAAGAACUCAUUAUGAAAAUUCUACAAGCAAGCAGAGAAGAUGUGUGAACGCCGACAAAGUAGAGAAUAAUUAAAAUUAAUGCAUUCACAGUCUAUAACAACAAUAACAAAAUAUGAUUAAAUUAAAACAAACACACACAAAUAAUAAUGAAAAACGAAAAUCUUAAAGCAGAAAACGAUAAAAAUUCACAUUUCAGUUAAUAAAAAAAAACAAAUCAAAAAACCCAAAAUAUAUAUACAAAUAUAUAUGUAUAUAUAUAUACUAAAAAAUACCAUAAAUUGUAUGCACAGAAAACGAGAAAACGAGAGCUUUGUUUUAUAUUUUCAGCGGGAAAUUAUUCGUUUUAUUUGUAUUGAAUUACAUUGAUUACAAUGCGUAAAAUUUCGUUUUAUUUGCUACCGAUUUAUAAUUAUAUAUUAUAUAAUAACUGCUACACAAUUGUAACUAGCUACACAAUAUAUUCGGAAACAACUUGUUAUAUCAUCAAUAGGUUUUUUAUAAUAAUGAUUAUAUUUUUGAUUGCAUGUAAAUCGAUUUUAAAAUGAUAUAUUUUAUAUAAACUGUUAAAUGCAAGAAAAACUAAACAACAACAAAUAUUGAUCAACAAUGCCUAUUAAUUUAACUAUUAUGUUAACGGACUGUUUUCGUUUAAACGUAGUUAUAGCGGAGAAAGGGUAUUUAUAUUUCUCAAGUCCUUUGUUACAAGUUAAGAUUUAGUCGAACAAUUCACCAAGAAAAACAAAACAAAAAGAAAUGUAAGCGAAAUUCUGCUAGUGUGAAAUAUAAACAGCGGGCACGAUUGUUUGCUAUUUUAGACCUAUGAACAAAACAUUAAGUAAAGAAGAUGAUUAGCAAAACCACUUACUUCUUGAUUAUGUUGUUAAAUUACGAUUAAAAUAACAAAAGUAACAACUUAGAAUUUAACGAAUUCAAAUGAGUAUAAAAUAAACAGCAAAUAUUUCGAAUGUCCAAGUGUCAUUUCGUUUUUAUUUCUGCAGUUUUUGGAUAAACAACGGUAAAUCUAAAUCUUUUACAUGUAAUAUUCAUAGUAAAGUAUUAAACACGCACUCAUACAGUAUGUAUCAAAAGGCAAGCGCAUAUGAAAAAUCAAUUUCUAAAAAUAAUUAAAAUAAAAAUUACAAAAACAAAAUAUAAUAAUAUGUGAACGCUUUGCGUCCGUCAGUCAUCAACACUAAAUAUUUAAUGGUUAAUCACAUUGAACAAAAAGAAGGAGAAGAAAAAUAAAAAGAACAAAACUAAAGCGUGUUUUCUUUGAAAUUAUUAACAAUACUUAUAAUGCAUAGUACUCAAAUAUAAAAUUAGUAGAUAUGUAUUUUGCCUUUUAAAUGUAAAUGUGUGAACACACUUGUAUAGUGUAAUGCCUUUUUUAAUGAGAAUUAUUUGUUCAAUAAACAUAUUUGUAUUGCUGACCAAAAUUAGUACUUUGCAAAACCUAUAUUACUAUGUAGAUAGUGGUACGUUUCACAUGACCGCUUUUCAACAAUUAUAUAUACAUAAAUACCUAAAUGCAUAGUUACACACUGUCUGCGAACUGACUUGAUUUAAAAGAAGCGCAGAUUUUACUAAUUUGUUGCAAUUGUCUUGUUUUGCAUAUGUAAAAUUUUUAAAUAAAAUUCAUACUUUAAAAUAA